Molecule: messenger RNA, 280 nt
Organism: Paramecium pentaurelia
Lineage: Eukaryota; Ciliophora; Oligohymenophorea; Peniculida; Parameciidae
Source: the annotation of a GenBank genome assembly
AUGUCACUUAAUUAGAGAUAAUAUUAGUAGUAAUAAAAAUUAGAAACAUAAAAGCGUUUAGAAUAAUAUAUUAGUGCUGUAAAAGUAUAAUAGAGUUUAAUUGUAAUAGGAAUUACAAAAUGAGAUUAAAAUUUAUUAUGGUAUGUUAGAAAGAAAUGAAGAACCCAAUUCAGAUAGAUUUAAAUAGACUACUUUCAAAUUUUUAAAGUUUGAGAAGGAAAUGAAUAAUUAAAUUGAAGAUAUUGUUUCUAAAAUAAUUAGCUAGAAAGCAAGGAAAUGA